AUGUAUCAAGGUUUUGAACCCACACAGACAGAUUUGGAUUCUGUCAUAUUAACUGCUUGGCUAAGAGCAGUUGAAUUCAAUUCCAAUGAACCCAUUCAGAAGCAAACAUGGACUUCUGCUGGGGCUCUUAACUUCAAGACUUGUUUACCUAACAAUUUCCUUGAAAAAGUGCUGAUGGCAGACCAUCACACUGGACUCAAGGUGGUUAUAUCCAAAUGCAAGGGUCAAACCCAGUUGGAUGAGGUAGAAUUUAAUGUCUGGGCCCAAAGAUCCACUUUUAUUUGUCCCCUUCCAGACCAUUUGGUCUAUAUACUUUUUAAACUCUACAUGCUCAGAAGACCCCCUGCCUUUCUGUACCAGUAUGGCAAAUUCAGACCUUCCCACGCACAAAACAAAUAA
Suillus discolor is the source of this 399-nucleotide messenger RNA. RefSeq lists its product as uncharacterized. NCBI's taxonomy places the organism in Eukaryota, Fungi, Basidiomycota, Agaricomycetes, Boletales, Suillaceae. The transcript has 7 exons. The coding region runs from base 1 to 399 and encodes 132 amino acids. The record is from RefSeq and is a predicted model, not a curated record.